AUGAGAUCAGCUGUCUCUUUCUUCCCCCUCACAGCAGCCAAAAAGGCCCCCCAAAGCAAAGAUGCCCCCAAACAAGCUGCCAAGGAGGCCCCUAAAGAAAGUCCCCCUAAGGAGGCUUCUGCAGAGCCCCCCAAAGAAGCCCCGCCCGAGGAGCCGUCCCCCACUGCUGAGGCGCCCACGGGGGUGUUUCUGAAGAAGCCGGACACGGUGUCGGUGGAGACAGGUGAGGGGACCUGGGGGGCCCAGGAAGUCUCAGGAGGCCAGGGACCUGGGGCCCCAUGGGUCAAGACUGGUGUUAGGAGAUGGGCUCUGGGGAUGGUGAAGAGGCCGGGGGGUGCUGUCACAUGCACCCACACCCCUGGCCCUGGCCCUCAGGUAUAUACCGUGGAGCUGCACAUUGGGAAGGUGGUACUGGGGGACCGUGGGGAUUACCGACUCGAGGUCAAAACCAAGAACGCCUGCGACAGCUGUGGCUUCAACAUCGACGUGGAGGCGCCUCGUCAAGAUGCUUCAGGACAGAGUCUAGAAACCUUCAAGCGUUCGGGUGAAGGGAAGUCGGACAAUGCAGGCGAGCUGGAUUUCAGCGGCCUGUUGAAGAAGAGGGAGGUGGUUGAGGAAGAGAAGAAGAAGAAGAAGAAGAAAGAUGAUGAUGACUUAGGUAUCCCACCUGAGAUCUGGGAGCUUCUGAAAGGGGCUAAGAAGAGCGAGUAUGAGAAGAUCGCCUUCCAGUAUGGCAUCACUGAUCUCCGGGGCAUGCUGAAACGGCUUAAGAAGGCCAAGGUUGAGGUCAAGAAGAGUGCAGCCUUCACGAAGAAGCUGGAUCCAGCCUACCAAGUGGACAAGGGUAACAAGAUCAAGUUGGUGGUAGAGAUCAGUGACCCCGACCUUCCCCUCAAGUGGUUCAAGAAUGGCCAGGAAAUCAAACCAAGUAGCAAAUACGUGUUUGAGAAUGUUGGUAAGAAGCGAAUCCUCACCAUCAACAAGUGCACGCUGGCGGAUGAUGCUGCUUACGAGGUCGCCGUCAAAGACGAGAAGUGUUUCACGGAGCUCUUCGUCAGAGAACCUCCGAUCCUGAUCAUUACACCCCUUGAGGACCAGCAGGUGUUUGUGGGUGACCGUGUGGAAAUGGCGGUGGAGGUGUCAGAAGAAGGUGCUCAAGUCAUGUGGAUCCACAAGUUGGUGAUUGAUGACGUCCGUCCUGAGGAUGAGGGAGACUACACAUUUGUGCCCGACGGCUAUGCCCUGUCCCUCUCGGCCAAACUCAACUUCCUGGAAAUUAAGGUGGAGUAUGUACCCAAGCAAGAACCACCAAAGAUUCACCUGGACUGCUCGGGGAAGACCUCGGAUAAUUCGAUUGUGGUCGUGGCUGGAAAUAAGCUGAGGAUGGACGUGUCCAUCACGGGAGAGCCUCCUCCCGUCGCCACCUGGUUUAAGGAAGAUGAGGUAUUCUCAGCCACUGAGGGCAGGGUCCACAUCGAGAAAUGGACCGACACAAGCAGCUUCGUGAUCGAGAGUGCUGAGCGCGCGGACGAGGGUCGCUACACCAUCAAGGUCACCAACCCUGUUGGCGAGGACGUGGCCUCCAUCUUCUUACGAGUUGUGGAUGUCCCAGACCCCCCGGAGGCUGUGCGGGUCACCUCAGUUGGAGAGGAUUGGGCCAUCCUUGUCUGGGAGCCACCCAAGUAUGACGGUGGGCAGCCACUCACCGGGUACCUUCUGGAGCGGAAAAAGAAGGGCUCUCAGCGCUGGAUGAAACUGAACUUUGAGGUCUUUACGGAGACAACCUACGAAUCCACCAAGAUGAUUGAGGGCAUUCUCUAUGAGAUGCGAGUCUUUGCAGUCAACGCCAUAGGGGUCUCCCAGCCCAGCAUGAACACUAAGCCUUUUAUGCCCAUUGCACCCACGAGUGAGCCCCAACACCUGAUGGUGGAGGACGUGACAGACACCACCACCACGCUCAAGUGGAGGCCUCCAGACAAGAUCGGAGCAGGUGGCAUCGAUGGCUACCUGGUGGAGUACUGCCUGGAAGGAUCCGAUGAAUGGAUCCCUGCCAACACGGAGCCUGUGGAGCGAUGUGGGUUCACCGUCAAGAACCUCCCGACAGGAGCAAAAAUUCUCUUCCGGGUCGUUGGGGUCAACAUUGCAGGACGCAGUGAGCCAGCCACCCUGACCCAACCGGUCACCAUCCGGGAGAUUGUGGAGCAACCCAAGAUCCGUCUUCCCCGCCAUCUCCGCCAGACGUACCUCCGUAAAGUGGGGGAGAAGCUGAACCUCCUCAUCCCCUUCCAGGGAAAGCCACGGCCCCACGUGGUGUGGAAAAAGAAUGGGGCCCCGCUGGACACCUCCCGGGUGCACGUGCGGACCAGCGACACGGACACCGUGCUGUUUGUGCGCGAGGCGGCCCGCUCCGACUCCGGAGAGUACGAGCUGAACGUGGAGAUCGAGAACAUGAAGGACACGGCCACCAUCCACAUCCGGGUCGUGGAAAAAGCAGGGCCACCCGAGAACGUGAUGGUGAAGGAGGUAUGGGGCACCAAUGCCCUGGUGACGUGGCAGCCCCCCAGGGACGACGGGAACAGCGAGAUCACAGGCUACUUCAUUCAGAAAGCUGAUAAGAAAACCAUGGAGUGGUACAAUGUUCAUGAACACAACCGCCACACCUCCUGCACUGUAUCUGACCUCAUCGUGGGCAAUGAAUACUAUUUCCGCAUCUACAGUGAGAACUUCUGUGGACUCAGUGACUCUCCUGGUGUCUCCAAGAACACAGCUCGUAUCCUCAAGACAGGACUCACCUUCAAACCGUUUGAGUACAAAGAGCAUGACUUCCGAACAGCUCCCAAGUUCCUGACACCCCUGAUAGACCGGGUGGUCGUGGCUGGAUAUGCUGCUGCUCUCAACUGCGCCGUCAGAGGCCACCCCAAGCCCAAGGUGGUCUGGAUGAAGAACAAGAUGGAGAUCCGUGAGGACCCCAAGUUCCUGAUGACUAACCACCAGGGGGUCCUGACGCUGAAUAUCCGCCGGCCCUCCCCCUUCGACGCCGGCACUUACUCCUGCCUGGCUGUCAACGAGCUGGGGGAGGCGCUGGCCGAGUGCCGGCUGGAAGUCCGAGGUGAGCUGCCCGGCUGA
This is a messenger RNA of Orycteropus afer afer, 3126 nucleotides long. RefSeq names its product myosin binding protein C2 (gene MYBPC2). The transcript has 24 exons. Gene Ontology annotation, molecular function: protein binding. Bases 1 to 3126 code for a protein of 1041 amino acids. NCBI's taxonomy places the organism in Eukaryota, Metazoa, Chordata, Mammalia, Tubulidentata, Orycteropodidae. The record is from RefSeq and is a predicted model, not a curated record.